AUGAUGUGUCUCCGUCUCAUCGUUCGGGCCACUCCUGGCAUUCCAGUAUCCAGCGGCGAAGAGCUAGUCUGUAGGGGUCAUCCUGACAACUUUAGCUGGAAUGUGUUCAUCAAGCUCAGUCCCUACUCCUUCACCCGCUUGCAAUGGUGGGACGAAAACGACAACUACACAGAUAACUGCUGCAGUGCUGUCGAAGCGGGCUGCGGCAAUCCGCCUUGGGAUAGGCGAGGUCACUGA
Dibothriocephalus latus is the source of this 237-nucleotide messenger RNA. The record is from the annotation of a GenBank genome assembly. NCBI's taxonomy places the organism in Eukaryota, Metazoa, Platyhelminthes, Cestoda, Diphyllobothriidea, Diphyllobothriidae.